Molecule: messenger RNA, 736 nt
Organism: Aspergillus homomorphus CBS 101889
Lineage: Eukaryota; Fungi; Ascomycota; Eurotiomycetes; Eurotiales; Aspergillaceae
Product: histone-fold domain-containing protein
Exons: 4
Coding region: 112-678 (188 amino acids)
Cellular component (GO): CHRAC; nucleus
Molecular function (GO): protein heterodimerization activity
Source: RefSeq, a predicted model, not a curated record
GCAAGCCCACUCCUCAACGUCAGCUUACUCGAUCCUUAACAACUUUUAUAAUAUCCUCUCGUGACUAUAUUUCGCUGUUAUCUCGAGUGAAGUUCUCGACGCGCCUGCACGAUGCCUCCCAAAGACAAGUCAGCGGCCGAGUCUGCGGCGUCCCAAGAGAUCACCGGCCAGAGCGCUCUUCCCAUAUCGCGAAUCAAGAAAAUCAUUCAACUCGAUGACGAUAUCGUUCAGUGCUCGAGUAACGCUACGUUCGUCAUUGCUAUGGCUACGGAAAUGUUCAUCCAAUACCUCACCGAACAAGGCCACAAUGUCGUCAAAUCCGAACGAAAACCGCGCAAGACCAUCCAGUACAAGGAUCUAGCUACGGCGGUGUCGCGCAUCGAUAAUCUCGAAUUCCUCUCCGACGUGAUCCCCAAGACGACGACGUAUAAGCAAUUUAAGGAGAAACGAGCAAAGGAGGUAGGCAAGGAAGCCGAAUACGAGAAGGGACAGCGCACAUUGAACGGGAGCCUACCUCCAGCGGCUGAAGGGCAACCAGAGGUGGACAACCAGGAGGCUCAACUGGGAUCAGACGACAAGCCCUCGAGAGGUUCCCGACCUCCCACAGUGACGAUGAUGGUUGAUCGAACAGUGGAAGCACCAACGGAAGAUCAGGAUGUGGAGAUGACCGACCAGUGACCGCGACAAACGACCAUAAUUUGACGGGGCAUUGCAUGGCAUUGGGGAGUUAUUUGGG